Messenger RNA from Plasmopara halstedii, 351 nucleotides. RefSeq names its product YCII-related. The transcript has a single exon. The coding region runs from base 1 to 351 and encodes 116 amino acids. The record is from RefSeq and is a predicted model, not a curated record. NCBI's taxonomy places the organism in Eukaryota, Oomycota, Peronosporomycetes, Peronosporales, Peronosporaceae.
AUGCUAGCAAACGGCAUCAGCAAAGUUUUCUCCCGCCCACUGUCUCCAUUGUCCCGCGCUAUGUCUGCUGUCACUGAUAAGAAGUAUUACAUCCUACGCUAUGAGUACGUUCAUGAUAUUUUGAAUCGCCGUGGUCCUUAUCGCGCUGAGCACCUAGAGCGUGCAGUGACUGCCAAGAAGGACGGAAAUGUUGUUAUGGGCGGUGCACUCGUGGACCCGCCAGACGCCGGUGUCUUCAUUUUUAACGUCUCAGACAAAAAAAUUAUCGAGAAAUUUGCGACUUCUGACCCCUACGUUCUCAAUAAUCUCGUUACUUCCUACUCCAUCCGUGAGUGGACGGUUGUUAUUUGA